Lathyrus sativus (Indian pea) is the source of this 528-nucleotide messenger RNA. Lineage: Eukaryota; Viridiplantae; Streptophyta; Magnoliopsida; Fabales; Fabaceae. The record is from the annotation of a GenBank genome assembly.
AUGGCUUAUUCUAUUUUUCUUAUCUGUAUAUGUUGCAGAGCACACCAAGGUUUUGGAUGGGUUGGCGAAUGGGCAAAUACAAGUAAUGAGUUUGUAGAAAAGAUAGCAGGCAAAGAAGCCAACCUUAUUCGCCUUCACACACUCCAUUACGCCGACAAUCAGAAGAUAGAUUUUCACAUCCUGGAACUAUUGGUUCUGCUUAACUAUUUAGUUAGUUUUGCAAGAUACAGACACAAUGCCACAAGACCAAUGUCUAGUACAAGAACUUCUUCUCCCAACAAAGGACUCCAUUUUCAGUCAAAGAUGUUGCAGUUCAUUUCACUGACUCAUUCGUCUGACGAGGAAAGGAGAUUGUUGGAAGAGGUAACUACAAGGAGAUGGAUUCCAGGAAUUAGCAAAAGUGAGAAUCUUGAAGGGACCAAUAAAAAAGAAGCAAUGGUUUGGCAUUUUAGCAACAGUGUUGGGAGUUCACCGGCUAAAUGGCUGUUUGCAACAAAGUUGGAUUUGAUUGUUAUGGAUGGCCUAUAA